Macrosteles quadrilineatus (aster leafhopper) is the source of this 2918-nucleotide messenger RNA. It is a transcript of the gene MAN1, whose product is annotated as inner nuclear membrane protein Man1. Gene Ontology annotation, cellular component: nuclear inner membrane. The transcript has 12 exons. NCBI's taxonomy places the organism in Eukaryota, Metazoa, Arthropoda, Insecta, Hemiptera, Cicadellidae. Gene Ontology annotation, molecular function: chromatin DNA binding. Bases 120 to 2381 code for a protein of 753 amino acids. Gene Ontology annotation, biological process: nuclear envelope organization; negative regulation of BMP signaling pathway. The record is from RefSeq and is a predicted model, not a curated record.
CAGUAACAAACCUUACUUUUCUUAAAUAGGCCUACUAGUGCAAGAAGAUCGAAUUGGUGUUAUGUUUACUUGAGGUGUUUUAUAGUAGGCUCUGAAUUCAAUUUAUAAAUUAAUCAGUCAUGUCGUCCUUAGAAAACCUAACCGAUGGCGAAAUUCGCACUAAACUGGCACAGUUGGGAUACCCUGUUGGUCCUAUUACGGCCACUACACGGAAGGUAUUACUCAAGAAACUUAAACAUCUUAUGGAAGAAGGUAAAUCUCCUGGGAGUUUAAAGAAAGAUCGUUCAAGUUUAACUAAGUAUAGUUCAGAUGAGAGUGAAGACGACAGCGUUUCGAACACUCGCAACCGGCGUUCUAUGCCGCCGCCUCCUCCCAAGAAUGCUCAGAAGCCUACUACAGUGAAACGUAGAUCACUAAGCCGCAGAUCACAAGAUUUAGAAGAUGAUACCAUAAAUCUAGGGCUAGAUGACGAAAGUGUCAAUUCAGACUUUCCCACUCCCUCGGCUAGUAGCACAUUUAAUUCUUCAGAACUAAUAUCUGGUUCUAGGUCUUCAGCGAAUAAAUACUCUCCCAAAAAUGUAAUUGCGCCUAUCAAUCACAAAACAUCUCCUGACAAUCAUAGGCGCAAUAAUAAUUCUGCUUUUAGUUCUUUUUCAACAAAUUUUCAAUCUAGAUUUAGUACUCAGAAACAAGAUGCAUUUGAUACUGGAUCUGACACGGAUGGUAUUGAUGAAGUUGAAAGCACCCAUCCGUCUCCCAGCAAAACUAAGAAUUCUUACUCAUCUUACAUACCAAGCAUUGGUGGUUCUACUGUUGCAUCCAAAACGAGAUCAAGGUUUCAACCGCAGUCUUUUACUUCUGGUAAUGAUUACCCAAGAUUUUCACCCAAGAGCGUUGUCAACACUGAUAAUAAUAGCCAAAGUUCACCAUUCAGCUCAGAUUUUGUACGACGUCUAGCUGCAGCUUCAGCCAACAAAUCAGGCUCAGGACUUCCCCCUCGCUUGCUGGACGUUAAGGAAAGUGAUGACGAAGACUCAAGUUCAACACGCAUAUUUGCACAUCAGAGCCAAUGGAAUUCAAAAAAAGGAGCUACAUCUUCGUUGGAGGGGAAGAUCUGGCGGAAUGCAACAACAGUGUCAAUGGUGCUCUUAUUCAUUGUCGCUAUUUUCUUCUGCGCUGUUGGCGUAAUGUACCUUAAUGUCCGCUUUAAGGAAACACCAAUAACCACUACAGAAACAAAUUUUCCGGUUUGUAAGCACGGAGAAAAACCUGGGGCAACAUGCAUUUUAAACAAUGAAAUCCAGCAAACAAUGAAGAUGUUCAGAGAAGUUUAUGAAGUGUUGAAUGAGAAGGCUGUACAGUUUGCCUGUGGGAGUGAUUUAAUCUCUUCUGCAUUAUCUGAAGAGCAAAUAACACAGCUCCUGGUGGUUAAACUACAAGAGAGUGUAUGGCAUAUUGAGAAACAUUUCGGCAACAUUCGAGUGCUGAUUGGAGCCAACCCUCAGUGGGGGGUGGAGGUGAAGGAGACAAACCUAGUGCGAGAGUACAACCUCCCCUCCCCCAGUCUCCCUCUAGGCUGCUAUCUGUACAGUGUGUUCUACGGAAUUGUCGGGUCGGCAUUACGCUUAGUUGUCGUGUUGGGUGUUCUAUUGGGUAUGGUCAAGGCAGGCUACUGGUGGAUGGAUCGGCAAGAGCGCAAUCGCCAACAGGUGUUCAAGAUGGUGGAGAACAUAAUUGAGAUACUCAGCACACAUCAACAGAGCAGUGCAGGAGACAACUACCUUGCCAUCAGCCAUGUCAGGGACCAGUUGAUCGCUCCACAUCAGCGAGACAAGAUGGCCGCUGUGUGGGACGCUGCUGUCUCUUAUCUGGAGGAGAAUGACUCCCGAGUACGGACGGAGGUACAGCAGGUGGCGGGAGAAGAGUUUCGUGUGUGGCGGUGGCUCCCUGGCCCCAAACCCAACGGUAAACGCAAGGUCUGGCAAGGACAAGCGUUUGAGACAAUGGAAGGAAGUGUAAACUCUCUACCUAUCAGCCCGACUCCGUGUCUCAAGAUCCGUCAUAUGUUUGACACUGAUGUAGAGGUAGGAGAAGACUGGAUGACCCGUGUACAAGACGCCAUAUUAGAGAAGUGUGAGGGAGUGAAUGUGCUGCACAUCGCUGUAGACAAGAAUUCCAACGAAGGAUGUGUGUAUGUCAAGUGUGCCUCUCCUCAGGAGGCUGGCCGCGCCUACAGAGCCCUCCACGGAUCCUGGUUUGAUAGCAAGUUAGUGACAGUGAAAUACCUUAGACUGGAAAGAUACCACGAGAGAUUCCCUGAAGCUACUCGAGCUUCUAGACCUUUGCGACCCUCUAACGACCGAAAACUCUCACUUCAGUGAUGUAGGAUGUUCGGUGGCUUACAAGACAAGUGCACUUACGCUACCCGUCGUUAUCGUUACAAUCAAAGUCUGACGGAUGGGAGGAGAGAUAUUGUAACUAAUGUUCUUUAAUUUUAACCACAAACUUAACUAAAUGUACAUUUGUUAUGAACAAUGAAUGACUUAAGCUUCAUAUUUUAUUGGGUAACAUAAAUUUUAGGAUAGACAUAAUGUUAUUUUAAUAUAUUGAAUUUGAAAUUGUAGUAGUGAAAUGUUUUUAAUGAGACAAUACUGUUAGUAGAACGUUUAACUUGCUUUGUUCUUCCAAUGUUAAACCAUAAAGUGUUUCUUAUUGUAACUUCUUGUAAAUAUUGUUGGAGUUGUUUCUAAUUUAUUCCACAUCUUUUUAGUUGUAAUUCUAAAAAUUGAUGUUAUUUUUGUAAUGAGUUUUUUUUUGUAAAAGUUGUAGUUCUUACUAAUGUGUUUGUUACUUUUCUAAUAAGACUAGACUGUAGUUGUUGAACCGUCAUUUAUUUUUGUGAACUUUUAAAUUAUUAA